CCCAUUUUUUGUUUUCUGCAAACCACUGUAUGAAGCGAUACUCCUUUAAAUAAAAAAUAGGGGCGUUCCCCUUAAACGCCUGUGGGCGUUUUGGUUUUGUCAGCUGUCGAAACUGUCGGUCGAAACAGCUGUUAGUUUGUUGUUAACGUUAGUGUAGCUAGAAACUAUCUUAUCAGUUAUCUCUACUAGCAGAUCCAUCAUGAAGAUAAGUUUACUUCUUACUUGUCAGGCUUACAAUAAAAUCAACUAUUGCUUUUUUAUCGAUGAUUUUGACCGUGUAUUCGGUGUUGAUGUUCAUUGACAUUCUCUAACGAUAAAUUAAGCUAGCUAAUGUUAGCGUACUAGCUAGCGGAUAGUUUAGCACUAGGGAGUUGAGAUAACUAGCUACUAGUGCUAGCUAAUCAAACGUCAGCCAGCCAACAAUCCAAAGUGAUACGGUAGCAGUAACAUUUCACGUUUCAUUACCAGACUGUUUUGUUAAUUUACAAGGAAAACCUUAUAUAGUUCUAUAUAUACAGUCUAUGAGGAAAACAUGUCAUCAAAUAAAUGGUGUUGAGUUUUGUCAUUGGCAACACAAAAUUGUCACAAUAAUAUAAGUCAGCUAACUAACGUUUAUGUUUAUGGUAAAUGAAUACACACAUUGAUUAAUGCAUGAUUUAAUGUUAAGUUACAUACUUUACUUUUAAGUUACUAGAUUUUCUCUCAUUCCAGAUUAUAAUGGUGGACAAAUGGACCAAAGACGAGGUUGGCAAGUGGCUCCAAAGUUUGCAUUUGGUUGAUUACAAAGAAACCUUCAGAGAACAGGAAAUUGAUGGGGAGACACUCCUGGGCCUGACUGAAAGGAUGGUGGAGAAACUUUUCCCUUUAAUGAAGUCACAGGUGAUGUUUAUGAAGGAGCUGAAUAAAUUAAGAAACUCCCAGAACUCCCAGUCGUUCCCAGAACAAUGUGAAGCUGGAUUGCUCCUGGAGGACCAUACACCUCGCUCACAACAAGAACCCCCUGCGUUUUAUAUGACCCAACCAUGGCCAGCAGUAUUCAGUCUGCCAACCUUCCCUCCUGAACUGCAAGCUGCUCUCCAGAGGAAAGAUCCUGCCUUUAAAAGGAAGGACAAAUCACAUAUACGGGCAUUAUUGAUUCAAGUGCUGUUUGAUAAUGUCACUAAACACACUUGGUAUCCCAGUCACAAAAUGUAUGGAGAUGUCCUGGGAGUUUGA
Messenger RNA from Alosa alosa (allis shad), 1215 nucleotides. Its product is annotated as sterile alpha motif domain-containing protein 3-like. NCBI's taxonomy places the organism in Eukaryota, Metazoa, Chordata, Actinopteri, Clupeiformes, Clupeidae. The transcript has 5 exons. Bases 718 to 1215 code for a protein of 165 amino acids. Gene Ontology annotation, molecular function: protein binding. The record is from RefSeq and is a predicted model, not a curated record.